CAGGAGAGGAAAGCGGAAGGAGUCAGUAAAGCUGGUUGGGAGUCAGUAAAAUUGGUUUGGCUCUUCCAGCGAUUAGCUCUACAAAUUUGCUGUUUUUCUGCACAUCCUGCACUGCGUCUACGAGGAUGUGGUAUUUUGCCUGCUUUCUGGUUAUGUCAUAUGUGGCUGAGAGCCUAGGGAUUUCUGGGAAUUCCACAAACACCACAGCCACUCCAUAUACUGAAACUCCCAAGGUAACCGUGCAUGGCAAGCUUUUCGGUAUCAAUUUGGACAUGCUGCAAAGAGCGUUCUAUGUGCUGAUUGGGGUCAGUGUGCUGGCGGUGUUCUACUUCAUCAUUAGAACUGUACGGUUAAACAAGAAGCCACAAAGAAAGAAAUAUGGCUUGCUGUCGGAUUAUGAUGAGAACAUGGAGAUGGGGUCUGUUGAAAGUGAUGAGGAAAAGAUUUUUGAGGCCAGGAAUAUAAGAAGAUGAUUGACACCCAAUGACUUAUAUGUCACUACCAGCAAGAGAACUCCUUUAUACCAACAGCAGUUGUGGCUUUUGCCAUUUUCAUGAUGCCACGGCUGUUUUCUGGGAAUCCUGGUAACAGAGGAGGAAUGAAUGCUUGUGAUGUCAUAUUUUGUACUUAUUGAGAAACUGGCUAUGAUUUCUUAUGGUCUGACUCAGGUACUGGAGCCAUCUGGUGUCUGAAAAGAGGUGGUUAAAAUGGCUGCUCUGCCCUUUGAACAUAAUGCACAUUCCACGUAGCCUGCGAGGGACUGUUUUUGAUUGUCCCCUUGCAGUCAAAUGGAUCUGUUGGCUAUUAACUGAUGACUAACAUCUACUGUCAGUAUGCAGUUACAUUACUGGCAACUGAGUUUAAGUGUUGACUUAUUUUGUUUUUGGUUGCCAAAUAGAUAAUACAUUCCGGUUUAAUGAAAAGUGUUUCCAUUUUUAAUGAAAUUUGAUGCUAUGAUUGGGGGCAUUUUAUAACAAACGUUUUUUCCACUGUGCCUUUUUAUAUGGUAAUAAAACAUUCCUCUUUACUUAUGGAUGGGUUUUCAAUACUGGAGAUAUUGUGUAUGUUCUAUAACUAAUUCUUGCAACAAAACUUUAUGAUUGAUUUAUUGUUCUAAAUGCCACAUGUUUAAUAUGCACUAAAGUACUCUAUUCAAUGGU
Molecule: messenger RNA, 1160 nt
Organism: Bombina bombina (fire-bellied toad)
Lineage: Eukaryota; Metazoa; Chordata; Amphibia; Anura; Bombinatoridae
Gene: FAM174C
Product: family with sequence similarity 174 member C
Exons: 4
Coding region: 126-473 (115 amino acids)
Cellular component (GO): extracellular region
Source: RefSeq, a predicted model, not a curated record